Molecule: messenger RNA, 2176 nt
Organism: Schistosoma guineensis
Lineage: Eukaryota; Metazoa; Platyhelminthes; Trematoda; Strigeidida; Schistosomatidae
Source: the annotation of a GenBank genome assembly
GAUCGGGACACCCCAGAGGACAUAGCAGGCGAGUAGAAAAGCCAAGAACGAACAAAAUUCCCGUGGCAAGCAGGUUUUCACACCGAGUCAUCAAUACUUGGAACCUGCUGCCCGAAGCAGUGGUGUCCGCACCUUCAAUUGACUCUUUCAAGAGAAGACUGGACACUCACAGAAGCAUACUAGAAAAGAAAUAACAUAGGCCGCCGGCUUUUUGUCCUUAAUACACGAAUCUGAAUCUGAAACAACUGCCCUUAUUCUACUAAACUUUUGGGUGAGACUAUAAUUUAUGUACGACCUUUGAGCGACCCUAAAGGGUUAGAAAUUAGAUUUAGGGUUUUCAUCACGAACUGACAUCGGCUAUGACGCCGAAAGGCUAUUUAACCAAAUGUAUGAAUGAAUUUCUCGCCAAAAUUCAAGACUCGUUAUCUUAUAUCUGACUGGUUCGUCCAUAAAUUACAGUCUCACCGAAUAAUAGAUUUUAAUAUCAUAGCAGGAAUUUAUUGGUUUAUAAAGAGGACUAUAGAAAUAUCAUAUCUAUCAUUGCCUUCUUACUUGAGUGCUUGAAGAUUCAGUUUUUUACACGCCAUUUUUUCAAAAAGUAAUUUAUUAGCUUAACGCAAAUUUGUUGUACUACCGUACAAUUACAACAUACCACUGCUUAUCUACUGCAGCUGUGAUAUGCCGCGUGAUACUAACUUCCCGCCUAAGCCAGUGAACAGCUUGUUUAUUAUUAUUAUUUUGCCCUACCUAUAGAGCAGUUAAAGUUUGUGGAAAGUCGUAUUUUUCAUGUCAAUGUUUCACUAAUCGUAAUAUAUAGUAAAAAUUUGAAUGAUUUGACUUUGUCAUCCUUUAAUACCUUGCGUUUGUGGGACAGCUGAAUAGUUGGAGUGAACAAUAUGAUUAGGUGCAUGAAAGGUAGACAUUAAAUUUACUUUCAUCAUUGGAAGAUUCUGACAUUUUUUGGUAUUACUCCCCUAGAUACAAACCAAUGAUGGCCCAGGAACCUUUACAUAUUGUGCCAGAUAACAUCUUAUUACAUUUGUACACGCGAUUUCUUCUUAAUAUUCCCGAUGAGUUGAAAGAAGAUUGUGCAAAGAAUUUCGUAAGAAUCUUUUUUGAAGUUGAGCGGGCUCAUUGGUUUUAUGUCGAUUAUUGUAUUGAAGAUCCUUCAGUUGGUGGUGUUGAUAUGUUCGGACUAACUCAACAAUUAUUUGAGAAGUUUCCUUCUAUUGUCCCCAGGGGUAUAAACUGGCAAGAAAAGUUUGUCGAAUGGAAGAAAUACCGUGGAUCCACAGCUACUGGGAGCAUGAUAAUUAUUGACGAACAUUACAAGAUGAUCUUGUUAGUCCAAGGAUUUUAUGGCAAUCGUUGGAGCCUACCUGGUGGCAAAAUUAAUCAAGAUGAAUCUCUUGUUGAUUGUGCUUCUCGUGAAGUAAUGGAAGAAACGGGUCUGGACUUAGCAAAUCGUAUCUUACCGUCCCUCUAUAUUGAUCGUUAUAUUGGUGGUACUUUAAGACGAGCAUUCAUUGUUGAAGGACUUCCCAGGACUUCUCGGUUGAAGCCUGGUACAAAAAACGAGAUUGAGGCUAUAACUUGGUUUGGGAUUGCUGAUUUGCCAACACAUAUACAAGAUAUUACUACUAUGGAAAAAUUGAAUUCAAGACCGAACAACUUCUACCUGGUGAUCCCAUUUAUUCGGCAACUGAAACUGUACGUAGAACAACGACUGUCAGGCAAACCACCUGGUUUAGCGUUAUCUGAAUCAGAACGCCUUUGUGGUAAUUCUAUGAAUUAUUCUGUUAAUCUUCAACACAAUGCAAUAAACAGUCUGUCAAAUAUGAAAGUGAAUGCAACCAGUACCCCGUCCAAGAAGCAAAAAAAGAAUAAGAAAUCAAACACGUCAAAAAGUCCCAAUCAAUCUUUAUCUGAGGAUGGAAAAACUGGUGAAAAAUCGAGAAAUCGAACAAGUUCUAAUGUCGCUUGUAACUCCGAAUUUAAGAAGUGUGGGAAACACAAUGCCAAUUUUUCUUUCGUGUCAAUAGUGGACGGGAUGACUGAGAGCAACUCUAAUAACAAUAAUAAUGUUGAUACUGGUUUACAAAUGGUGUCGUAUUGGCAAUCUUUUCAGAUUGAUAGAAAUAAGUUAUUAGAAUGUUUAUGUAAUAGUGCAAAGUGA